Haliotis rufescens (red abalone) is the source of this 1127-nucleotide messenger RNA. RefSeq lists its product as uncharacterized. The transcript is spliced from 6 exons. The coding region runs from base 80 to 589 and encodes 169 amino acids. Lineage: Eukaryota; Metazoa; Mollusca; Gastropoda; Lepetellida; Haliotidae. The record is from RefSeq and is a predicted model, not a curated record.
CUUAGCAACACACGCUAUAAAGCUCCAUGUCCCCCAUGUGUGGCGGCGUCUGGCCAGACAACAACCAGGUGUGUACAGGAUGUGGACGAUGGCGGUGUUUCCUCUGCUUUUGUGUGUCCUCACACCAGCUUAUAUCAACGCUGACGCUGCAGCGUGUACUGAAUGUACCAAUGCAUACAGUGGUGAAACGACAGAUACAGACUGCACACACCUGAAAACGUACCUGAAUUGUCUUGAGGCAGCUGCGGGAUCAUCAGCUGGGUGCACACUGACAGUAGCCGAGGCCACGAAAAUCAAAGAGGCUACCUGCACUGCAGCUUUGGUCUCACCUUGCUCAUGCCAAAGAACCUUCUGGGGAAGUGAUCUAGCUGGGAACAGAGCGUGCGAGCCCCUGAAGACCUACAUCGAAUGUCUCACCGACGCAGGUGAAGCAGACACGUGUGUGGCUGGAGUCAAAGCAUCUACACUUGUCUUGUUGCCUUCGGCGAGACUGGAAACUCUUACAUGUAAUUCUGGAGUUUCUAACCUGAGGAUGUGCAGUACGAUCCUUGCUUUCCUUCCCUUCAUCCUGAUGGCGUUUCUUCGUUGAUAGACCAGUCAACUGCUAAACAUGCUCUGUAGCUGUGUGUCACUUUAUUAUUACUUUUAACCCUUCUAUAAUGAUUGUCUCCUCGCUGUAAAGCUGAAAUAAUGCGGAUAUGACGUUAAAUCUUAACUCACUCUGAUGAUUGCAGUUCUUCUCUUUGUAGGUGCAUUCAGUACAAUAUAAGUAACAUAUCAUCUUUGUCAAUCAUUGGACAUUUGUACAUUUGCUACAUGUAUUAAGUCAAAUGAUUUUGUCAGUGAUUUCGUGUAAUUUAACAAAGAUACGGUAUACUGGCUAAAGGGACACAAAACAAUUACUGUUCGCGUACGUACAAUUAGACAAUACUGAUGACACUUUCUGAUGACGUGGCUCUCCAAACACCGAUGAAUAGAAACUGCCAUCAACCCUUUAGUCACUUUGAUAGUAUAAGCAACUGUUAAUUUAUCUUACAUUUACCAGGCUCAGAUGACGACGCAUAUCUCAAGUACUUACAUGCAUACAAGAUUUUCGAAUGUCAUACUUAAUAAACGCAUUGUAGUAA